Messenger RNA from Myripristis murdjan (pinecone soldierfish), 846 nucleotides. Its product is annotated as myeloid-associated differentiation marker-like protein 2. The record is from RefSeq and is a predicted model, not a curated record. Gene Ontology annotation, cellular component: membrane. The transcript has a single exon. Bases 1 to 846 code for a protein of 281 amino acids. Lineage: Eukaryota; Metazoa; Chordata; Actinopteri; Holocentriformes; Holocentridae.
AUGUGUGGCCCCUUCAAGAUCUUGAAGAACAUUUUGCGUUUGCUGGAAGCUAUUUUCAGUGCUCUAGCUCUCAUCACCAUCAUGUUCAGAGGGGGAAUGGUGAACCCAUGGGGCAUCUGGUGUGAGUUUGUGUGGGUUUUCUGCACCAUCGUGCCCCUGGUCUUCAUUGUGAUAGAGGCGCUGGCUUUGAAUGUUCUCCUGGAGACCUUCAUAACCAGCUGGGCUGACCUGACCUGCGGAUUGACUAUGCUGUGUGCUGUCAUGAUCACCUCUGCCUCAGUCAUCUUUGCCGUUAUUUUUGUCUGCUCUACUUGUGUCACCAGCAUCAUCUGCCUCAUCUUUUCCCUGGUUGCCACCGUGAUCUUUCUGAUUGACGCUGUGAUGCAAAAGAUGAAGUGUCCAAGUGGGUAUCUGUCCAACCUGCGGGGACUCCUCCGUAUGAGUGAAGCCUUCAUAGCUUGUAUUAUCAUCACUGCUGCAUCUAGUUACUUUCUAGGUGUGGAAGUGUACUUCCGCCCUGCCGGGAUGAUUUGGAGCGUCUUCGUCUUUGCUGUCUGCCUCCUGGUUACUGUGGUCAUCAUAAUUUUCCGUUUGCUCAAGAUUCUUCAAGGUCUAAUCCCAUUUGGAUUGGGAAUGAUAGAGUUUGUGUUCAACAUUGUGGCAGUGCUGUUGUACUUGUCCGCUAUUAUUCUUUGGGCUGUGUAUGGUUAUAGCCGUCACUAUGAAAAAAGUCUUUACUACUGUCACUACUGUGUUAUUAGGGACUUGAACACAGUUACAGUUGGGGCCAUUGUCAAUCUCAUUCUUUACAUUGUGGACUUAGCUUUAUCUUUCAAGGAUCGAUAG